AGUCACCAAAAAUUCAUCAUUUGCAUAACGCUCAAAGCUUCAAACUUUACAGUCCUAAAACAACAUUCUUUCACUUUUCUUAAAGUUUUAAUUCAAGUAUGGCAGACGCUGAGCACAAGAGCCACGAGCAUGAGACCCAUGCAGUUGAGGAGAGUGCAGCAGUUGAGAGCAAGGAUCGGGGGUUGUUUGAUUUCUUGGGGAAGAAGGAGGAAGAGCAGCCUCAAGAGGAGGUGAUCGUUGCUGAAUUCGAAGAGAAGGUUCAGGUUUCUGAACCCGAGCCUAAUAAAGAGGAGGAGAAGAAACCUAGUCUCUUGGAGAAGCUUCAUCGAUCAGAUAGCAGCUCUAGCUCUUCUAGCGAUGAGGAGGAAGGAGAAGGAGAGGAGAAGAAGAAGAAAAAGAAGGAAAAGAAAGGGCUGAAGGAAAAGAUCAAGGAGAAGAUAUCAGGAGAGAAAGAAGAAGAAAAGAAGGACGAGGAAACUGCUGUCCCAGUAGUCCAUGUCCAUGAAGAGAAGCAUGAAGUAGUCCACACUGAGGCGUCAACACCACAGCCCGAGGAAAAGAAAGGUCUGCUUGAGAAAAUAAAAGAGAAACUCCCUGGACAACACAAGAAGGCUGAAGAGGCAACUCCUCAUCCACCACCACCACCACCUCCAGCUGAGAGUGCUUCUGCAGAAGCACAUGAGGGGGAGGCUAAGGAGAAGAAGGGUCUUUUGGAGAAGAUCAAGGAGAAGCUUCCUGGGUACCAUCCAAAAACAGAGGAAGAGAAAGAGAAAGAGAAAGAAUCGCAUUAAAGAAAGCAUGCAGUAUUGUGUUUGAUAAAGAAUGAUAUUUUUGAUGAUGAUAGAACUGUGUGGCCUAUGAUGUUCAUGAUCAUCUUUUCUUUUGGCUUGUUUAAUUCCUUCUUUUGUUAUUCCAUUGUCUGCUUGUUUUAAUAUAUAAGAAGUUUGCAAGGGUUUAUAUUUUAA
This is a messenger RNA of Ricinus communis (castor bean), 965 nucleotides long. Its product is annotated as phosphoprotein ECPP44. The record is from RefSeq and is a predicted model, not a curated record. Gene Ontology annotation, biological process: response to water. Bases 99 to 791 code for a protein of 230 amino acids. The transcript is spliced from 2 exons. Lineage: Eukaryota; Viridiplantae; Streptophyta; Magnoliopsida; Malpighiales; Euphorbiaceae. Gene Ontology annotation, cellular component: membrane.